Messenger RNA from Fonsecaea nubica, 1767 nucleotides. RefSeq lists its product as hypothetical. The coding region runs from base 1 to 1767 and encodes 588 amino acids. Lineage: Eukaryota; Fungi; Ascomycota; Eurotiomycetes; Chaetothyriales; Herpotrichiellaceae. The transcript has a single exon. The record is from RefSeq and is a predicted model, not a curated record.
AUGCAAGGUCUCCGGAAUCAUCUUCGUUACGGAGCAUCGAGUGCUCAGCCGGGCAAUGGGAAACGGCACGUCUCAGAAACCUCUUUUGCGGGAGGGCACAUCCAGGACUUUGACGAGGCGGCGGCAGACGUCCUUAUUGUGGGCUCCGGGGCGGCUGGACUGAUGGCAGCGCUGAGAGCCCACUACCAAGGCCUCAGCCCGCUGAUCAUCGAAAAGUCGGACAAGGCUGGUGGCGCAACGGCAUACUCGGGCGGCGCAGCCUGGAUCCCCAACAACCACCUCCAGACGCAGCACGGCAUUCGAGAUAGCCCGGAAAUGGCUCUCACGUACCUGAACAACCUCAUCGGCGACGUGGGCGAGGGUUCCACCAUUCGGCGUAGACAGGCGUACGUUGACAAUUCACCCAAGAUGGUGCAGUUCCUCGCUGAUCAAGGAUUUCGUUGGAUCAUGUCGGAAGGUUACUCAGAUUACCACCCAAACAUCGAGGGCAGCCUGGACCAGGGUCGAACCAUCGAGAGUAAGGUCUUCAACUUCAGGAAACUGGGCAAGUUCCGUAAACACAUGAAUGUCAACCCGAGAUAUCCGUUACCUCCAGUCUAUGCUUAUGAGGCCGGACAGGUCACUCGUGCCAUCACGUCGAUCAAGGCGUCCGGGGUGCUCCUCAGGCUCGCGGCGCGAUGGGCUGUUAAUCUUCUGCUCCUUCGCGAACCUGUGACCCUGGGCCAUGCGACGGCGGGCCAACUGGUGAUGCUCAAUCUGCAGCAACAGACUCCUAUCUGGCUAUCAACAUCACUGGAAGAGCUCGUUUUGGACAACGAGGGCGCUGUGAUUGGAGCAAUCGUGAAGAAGGACGGCCAGAGUGUCCGCAUUUGCGCGAAGCAUGGCGUUGUUCUCUGUGCUGGAGGGUUUGCGAAGAACCAGGAGAUGCGUGAAUCUUACCAGCAAAAACCUACAGACUCCCGCUGGUCGUCUGCCCCGCCCUACGAUAAUGGCGACGCUAUUCGAGCUGGCAUAAAAGUCGGCGCGGCGACCGCACUGAUGGACGAUGCGUGGUGGGGGCCGACCAUGAUGGAGGGGAAUCAGUGGCCGUACUUUGCUCUUUGGGACCGGGCACGCCCAUUCUCAAUCAUCGUCGACAGCGCAGGCGACCGAUUCAUGGACGAGGCCGAGUCCUACGUCGACGCCGUGCACCACCAGUACGAGCGACACACCAAGGUCAAAGCAAUCCCGGCCUGGAUGAUCGUCGACUCCAACUACCGCAAACGCUACUCGAUCGGGUCUGUACCGCCGAGGACCUCGGGCAGAAAGGCCAUCAGGGACGGAUUUUUGUUCAAGGCCGACACGCUAGACGAACUGGCCUCGAAGAUCGGAGUCAACGCGGAGGGACUUCAACGGACGGUAACAAGAUGGAACGAGAUGAGCAAGAGCGGCGUUGACCUGGACUACGGUCGGGGCUCAAAUUCCUACGAUCACUUCUUCGGUGACCCGACCAACAAGCCUAAUCCGAACAUGGGUGCCAUCUCGACGGGUCCGUUUUACGCCGUGAAGAUUUAUCCCGGAGACUUGGGCACAAAGGGAGGAUUGCUGACUGACGAGCACGCCCGAGUCCUGGACAGCCAGGGAAAGACCAUCCAAGGCUUGUACGCCAGUGGCAACACCACCGCUUCGGUCAUGGGACGCCGUUACGCCGGAGCUGGGGCGACUAUCGGACCGGCCCUGACGUUCUCGUUCAUCGCUGUUGACCACAUCGCCAAUCAAAGAAAGUAG